UACCUACCUCAGCCAUGCUUCCCCUUGUCGCCGCCCGCGCCGCGGCCGCGCCGCGCGCGCCGUACAGAGCACUCCCGCACCUCGCCCGCACCUUCUUCUCCGCGACGCCGCCGCGCAACGAGGGCGACCGCCCGCUGACGCAGCCGUCGACACCGCAAACGCCGAUGGCGACGGACACCGCCUCCCUCGUGCGCAAGACGUCCGAGGCGCUCUUCAUGACGGAGAUGAUGCGCGGCAUGGCGCUGGCCCUGCAGUACUUCUUCCAGCCCAAGGUCACGCUCAACUACCCCAUGGAGAAGGGGCCGCUGUCGCCGCGCUUCCGCGGCGAGCACGCGCUGCGCAGGUACGCCUCAGGCGAGGAGAGAUGCAUCGCGUGCAAGCUGUGCGAGGCCGUAUGCCCCGCGCAGGCUAUCACGAUCGAGGCCGAGCCGCGCCCGGAUGGCUCCAGGAGGACGACGCGCUAUGAUAUUGAUAUGACCAAGUGCAUCUUCUGCGGCGCGUGCCAAGAAGCUUGCCCCGUUGAUGCCAUUGUCGAAGGGCCCAAUUAUGAAUAUGCUACGGAGACGCAUGAGGAGCUGCUGUAUAACAAGGAGAAGCUACUCGCUAAUGGCGAUCGCUGGGAGAGCGAGAUCGCGAAGAAUAUCGAGAAUGAAAGUAUGUACCGUUAGCCAAGUUAGGUCGCUGUCUUUACUAGGUUAGUGCCGCCCCUGGGAAUGGGGCAUUGCAAAUGUCGGGGGGAGGGCGUGAUCGGAAUGGCGAGAGCGUCAGGACGAGGAGCUCGCGCCUUCUUUAGUCGCCUUGCGAGAAGAGUCGAGAGUUGACGACAGAUGGACUGUUUUCGCGAGGCGAUCGUUCAUAGAGAGGCGCGAUUUUCAAUUUUCGUUUCCUGUCCUGUCCUUGUGCAUAAAUGCUGCCCAUUCCUUACAUAACAAA
Messenger RNA from Chondrus crispus (carragheen), 933 nucleotides. RefSeq lists its product as hypothetical. The transcript has 4 exons. Bases 15 to 668 code for a protein of 217 amino acids. Gene Ontology annotation, biological process: aerobic respiration. NCBI's taxonomy places the organism in Eukaryota, Rhodophyta, Florideophyceae, Gigartinales, Gigartinaceae. The record is from RefSeq and is a predicted model, not a curated record. Gene Ontology annotation, cellular component: membrane. Gene Ontology annotation, molecular function: 4 iron, 4 sulfur cluster binding; NADH dehydrogenase activity.